Molecule: messenger RNA, 1973 nt
Organism: Hibiscus syriacus
Lineage: Eukaryota; Viridiplantae; Streptophyta; Magnoliopsida; Malvales; Malvaceae
Exons: 2
Coding region: 1135-1788 (217 amino acids)
Source: RefSeq, a predicted model, not a curated record
GGUUGUUGUAAAUCAAGAGGAAUACUCAUGUGUUCACUUUUGUAUGUGUCUGAUACCUCUAUUUCUGGGUUCUUUUUUUCAUUGAGUCAUAUUUGUAUGGGGGCUUUAAUUUAGCUGAAUGAUUUCUUAUUCAAAACCAGCAUAUAGGUUUUAGUUUUUCAUGAAGAAAAUAAAAUUAUUUUAGUGAAACAUAAUAUCUGAAAUUUUGAGUAAAUGUGUCUAUAUGAAUUUAAGAUUGUUUGAGCUGUUUAAUUUUUAUUGUCACAAUUUUUCUGGUUGCUGAUUGAGGGAUUGGAAGACGGACCACACUUUUUUUUGGCUAUGUUGGUUUAGGGACUUUGGCUUUAGGGUUUAGAUGGUUGUAGUUAGCUCACGGUUCUGAUUAGAGACAGGAGAAAAUCAUUGAAGUUUAGGUUGUAAUUAGGUCACUUGAACAGAAAGUUAACAACUAUGGGUGAAUCUUAUCUAGUUUAUUGAAUGUAGAAUGUUCUCAGAUGUUGCAAUAAUGAGAUUUUCUUCUUUCUUUUUCCUUCUGGUUAUUCUUCUAAGAAAAUGAUAUGUAUGGGUUUAUUGACUUUAGUUUUUGUUUUUGGUAAUCCAGAGCCAUGCCAACGUUUUCUGCUAUAGCUUUGGAUAGGUUGUUAUAACCUGGAACUUCAGAAUCUAUUGACAAGUCUAGUCCUAAUAUGAAACCAUCUUUGCCCAAGCCAAAGCUUAUAACCAAUUCGAAGCUAGAGUAGGAAGAGUGCAUCAGUAACUGAAAGGAAGGUUAAUCAUCCCCAAAUAUCAUCACCUGCCCUCUAUGCCACUCCUGAGACAACUCCACUACCCGAUUCACCAUCUUCGUUCCCUCCAUCACCUUACAUUAUUAAUCACAAAUGCCGCAGACCUCGCCUUUUGAAGAGCUUUUCUGAAAACAACAUAUCAAUUCGGAAGAAAACCACUAAAGAAAGUGAGGUUAAUGGAAAGAUAGAGCUUAUAGAAACCAAGUCCGUUGAUCUAUCUAAGGAUGUUUCUAUUAGUUUUAGAAUUCAUAAACCUGAUGAAGAGGAGCAUGAGAAUGGUGUCAAUAAUGGUCCUAUUAAAGUAGAGCAAGCAAAUGGUUUCCAUGCUAGCUCCAUUCAAGAUGAGCACAUGAAUGGUAUCCAUGAUGGUGAAUUUGGGAGCAGUAAUAUAGCAGUUGAAAGCAGGCGAAUGAAUAAUGGUAUGGCCAGUGAUAUUGCUUCGCCAAAGCUUGUUUCAUUGAACUUGAACAGAGGUGAUGAAAGUGAAGAUUUCUUUGAUCCAAAGGAUUUCAUGAGCGCCACAACUAAUACCGAUGGAGAUGAUGAAAGUACUGCAAGGCUUGGUACCUCAGGGGUUGAGUUUUUUUAUGCGUGGGAUGAAUUAUCCUCUGAGAGUGGUACACAUCCUAGCUAUCGUGAUACUGAAGCUGAAGUGCGAGAAAUAAGAUUGAGCUUACUCAUGGAAAUAGAAAAGAGGAAGCAGGCAGAAGAGGCUCUAAGCAAGCUGCGAUGUGUGUGGAAAAGAAUGAGCCAAGUGUUGGCUAUUGUGGGAUUGUUACUGCCUGUAGAUCCUAUUGAUGUGACAGAUGAUGAUCUGGUGAAACAAGCUCAAGAGAUGAGGCAACAAGCAGAUAUUGCACGAUUUUUAUCAUUAUGUGUUGGAAGGGGUAUUGCAAGGGCAGAGUUGGAGACGGAAAUGGAAUCUCAAAUUGAGUCAAAGAACUUCGAAAUUGCGCGAUUAUGGGUUAUUAUAAAUUUAGUUUAUGUAAUUCUCAUUUUGUGAACUUGUUUGGUGUUUAUCUCCAUAGGUUAUUAUAAAUUAGUCUUAUCAUGUUGGUUGUUUAGGCUAUUAACGUAUCCUAUUUUCUUUGUGGUUAUGAACCAAGUGGCGAUCGUUAGUUUAAGCUCAUUCUAGUAGUAUCCAUUGACCGAACUGUUAUAUGGGUUUAAAAGAGUAUGAGGCUGUAU